Molecule: messenger RNA, 868 nt
Organism: Zingiber officinale
Lineage: Eukaryota; Viridiplantae; Streptophyta; Magnoliopsida; Zingiberales; Zingiberaceae
Product: GPI-anchored protein LLG1-like
Exons: 3
Coding region: 169-669 (166 amino acids)
Source: RefSeq, a predicted model, not a curated record
ACCUGGAACUCUCGCGUUCGAUCAUGGCCUCCUCACUUCCCGACUUCCGCGGCCGCAGAAGCGGCCCUCCUCUUCCUCUUCCCCUUCCUCUUCCUCCUUUCCUCUUCUCUCUUCCGCAUCUCUUCCUCUCUUCCUUUCGGUUUGCAUUAUCGAAGGAAGUAGGAAGAGAUGGAUUUGGUUCCCAAUAUUACCUUGCUCGCCGUUCUCCUCCUCCUUGUAUCGGUGCCGAUGGCCGAUUCUACCUUCAUCUCAGAUAAUGUGCUCGAGUCGCGUGGAUCUGCUGGAAGGAGUUUGCUUCAGGCUCAAUCGAGUUGCCCUAUCGACUUUGAAAACUUGAACUACACGAUCAUCACCAGCAUGUGCAAGGGUCCACAAUACCCUGCUAAGUUCUGCUGUACUGCUUUCAAGGAAUUUGCAUGCCCUUAUGCAGAUCAGUUGAAUGAUGCCUCAAAUGACUGCGCCACGACCAUGUUCAGUUACAUUAACCUCUAUGGAAAGUAUCCUCCAGGCCUCUUUGCCAGUGAAUGCCGUGAAGGCAACCAAGGCCUCGCUUGUGAUGCUCUUCCCCCAGGUUCAGAGAGUGCCGAUGCAAGCUUUGCCAUGACAGUUCAACGCUCCACCUCCCUUGUACUGUUUUUUUCUGGACUUGUAACAUUCCUUUGUUGGUGAAACUUGCAUAGUCUACUAUCUCACGGUCAUGCCAAAUCUAUGAGUUCUCUGAGAGUCAAGACAAAUUGAGCCACGCCUACAAAGCUUAUUAGGCACCGCUACUUCUCGCCUGUUUGUAUCAUUGUGUGUGUAACAACAGUGGAACAUUGAUUUCUCAAUUUACUAUGCCUUUUGCUCUUUAGACAAUAGACAUAUUCAU